Molecule: messenger RNA, 600 nt
Organism: Penicillium coprophilum
Lineage: Eukaryota; Fungi; Ascomycota; Eurotiomycetes; Eurotiales; Aspergillaceae
Exons: 2
Coding region: 1-600 (199 amino acids)
Source: RefSeq, a predicted model, not a curated record
AUGGCGUGGUCUCCAGUCAACAUCUCCUCGAAUUCUUCUAGUAUCUCUGGCCACGGUCGGAGUGCGAGAGAUCUACACUAUCCCUAUGCAGCUGCUGCUCAUCAGUACCCUCCCUCACUAGCGACAGAGCCAUCAAUGUUCUCCGACAACCAAUCUCCGUGCAAUACACUCACGCAACACCCCUUCCCGCCAGUUCAUCACAGCUACCCCGUGCCUUUUGCCUCGGCCCAUGCCGAAAUCAAUCCUCCCAAUCACAACACGGUACACUAUUCCUUGGCUGGAAACAGUAGACCUGGUCAGUCCUCAACCAUGGCCUAUCUCUGCUCUGGACAUAGUACUGCAUAUACUCCGCCAUCGGCAUCAGGGGUCUCCACUCCCUCUAUGCAAGACAUCCCCAAGGAACUUCGCGGCACGUACCAAUGCAAUUGGAGAGACUGCAAAUAUCGCGGCGUCUUCUCCCGCAAGGGAGUCCUCAUGCGUCAUAUAGAAACGCAGCAUGUCGCACCGCGCUCAUUUGACUGCCCAGUCUGUGGCAAUCUCUUCUGUCGACGGGACAAUCUGACGGAGCACCUAGGCAGAGUUCAUCGCAAGCGAACCUGA